This is a messenger RNA of Stylophora pistillata, 1086 nucleotides long. RefSeq lists its product as uncharacterized. The record is from RefSeq and is a predicted model, not a curated record. Lineage: Eukaryota; Metazoa; Cnidaria; Anthozoa; Scleractinia; Pocilloporidae.
UACAACUCGUUGGCGAAACGACCGCAGUUCUUUCCUACCCAGGGAGUUGUUGUAGGAAUCAACUCGAAGCUGAAUGCUGGCUAUCCCCAAAUUUGGAAAUUUUUAAUCGACGAUGUGGAGUUUAAAAAACAAUUAUCAGUUGAAAAACCAAUCGUCAAGGGAUACAAUUUUUAUAAAUCAGGAAAAUUGGAAGGAAUUUAUACUGAACAGGACGGUGAACUGUUUUACGUCAAGAGCCAAGUCAAGUCAUCUUAUGACAAGCAAGCUGAUAAGAAUAAAAACAUCUACACUGUCAAAAUGAUCAUAAAGGCAAGUUCGCAAGUUAAACAAGCUGUCUGCCCAUGCGCCUCAGGAAAUGAUGGACAGUGGAAUCACCUAGCUGCUACUUUAUUUGCUAUGGAAGAUGCAUGUAAGAAAGCUGCUAGCACAACCACAGAAAGUGAAGAUGAAUUGCCUUGUACGUCAAAACCUUGUAAAUGGAGCAUUCCAAAGAAACGAAAACAAGAGCCUACUACUGUUCAGGCAGUUAAAUUUGUAAAGCAUGUGUAUGGAAAGAAAGAAAAAGAAUGUUCAUCAAGUGCAACAGUCAACACCAUACACAAUAAAAGCAAGCCAAAUACUGACUAUAAUGCAUUACUAGAAAAGAUUAAAGCAAUGGAAGAGAAAACUGGGAAAAAAAUUGGCCUUCAUUCGAUCAUUCCACAAAAUGUUCCUUAAUAUUCAACUACAGUCACUGUCGUGUCUUAUUUGUAUGUGCCCACUAAAAUAUUUUAAGAACGUAGCACGUGAAUUCCAGGAAGGCGACAAGUUCACGCGCACGUGACCUUUUUCGUUUCUCUUUCAUGAAUAAGUACUUUGGAACUCUAGUAUCUAAAAGUUAGUAUCUAAGUUAGUUUGUAAAGUUCGCAAGGGGUUUUGCAAAGGAUUCAGAGAAUUUCGAAGCGACGUGGGGCGACCUAGGUAGAGAGGCUGAUUUACGACGCUGUGGAACUCUGAAAAAAAAAAAGGGAAUUAAACGUGGAGUUUACAGUCACCGAAGAAACACCAAAGCCAUCAAAGUGGGACAUAGUCUCUCCUGUCAAAACU